UUUCUUCCGGUCGGCCCUGUUGGAUACAUCUGAGCCAAUGGGAGAGCUGACAGAUGACGCUCAUCCAAUCAGCAGCCACUACAUUCGACUGUGCACGACGAUACUCCCCACCAGUAUAGCUUCUUGUAUUUUGGCGGCUGUGCGGAAAACAUGGCGGAAAAUUUGAAAGAUUGCAGCGUGCCCUGUAAGAUGUUCUGGGAAGAGCUGGAAGCCCUGUGUCGCGGAGAGAGGCUCCACUGUAAAGAGCUUGGUGUGAGCAGAACCAACAUCAAUGACUAUGAGGUGGAAUUCCUCUGUGACUACAAGAAGAAUAAGGAGGAGGAGUUCUAUCUGGUAAAGUGGAGGGGCUUCCCAGAGUCAGAUAACUCAUGGGAACCCAAGAGGAACCUCAAAUGCCCCAAACUGAUGAAACAGUUCCACCUUGACCUGGACAAGGAGCUGAGGCGUCACAAUAGGCGCUGCACCCCUAAAAAGCUAGAUAAGGAAGUUUCCUCCUUCCUGACCCAGAAAGCCAAACUGCGGCAAACUCUACAGCGCUGGGAGUCCCAUUUGAAUCAGACUCGCAACCACCCAGGUCGCAUUUUUGUCAACAACGAAGUGGACUUCGAGGGCCCGCCAAAACACUUCACCUACAUCAACAACUACAAAGUAGGCCAGGGCAUUGUGUUGGAUGAGAUGGCUGUGGGUUGUGAAUGUAAGAACUGUUUAGAGGAGCCAGUGAAUGGCUGCUGCCCCGGGGCCUCCCUGCACCGCAUGGCCUACAAUGACAGAGGGCAGGUGCGGAUCCGGGCAGGACAGCCCAUAUAUGAAUGUAACUCCCAAUGCAGCUGUGGACCCAAUUGUCCCAACAGAGUGGUGCAGAAGGGCAUCCAGUUUGACCUGUGCAUCUUUAAGACAGAGAAUGGCAGGGGAUGGGGUGUCCGUACACUUCAGCAUAUCAAGAAGAACACGUUCGUCAUGGAGUAUGUGGGAGAGAUCAUCACAACAGAUGAAGCAGAGAGGAGGGGUCAUGUGUACGACCGCCAAGGCUCUACAUAUCUGUUUGACCUGGACUAUGUGGAGGACGUGUACACAGUGGAUGCAGCUCACCAAGGCAACAUCUCCCACUUUGUCAACCACAGUUGUAACCCCAACCUGCAGGUAUUCAAUGUGUUCAUUGACAACAUUGAUGAGAGACUCCCAAGAAUUGCUUUAUUUUCCACACGGGCUAUCCGGGCAGGAGAGGAGCUCACAUUUGACUACAAGAUGCAAAUUGAUCCAGUUGACACAGAAAGCACCAAAAUGGACUCUAGUUUCAGUCUAGCAGGACUCCCUACCUCUCCAAAGAAGAGGAUUCGAGUGGAGUGUCGGUGUGGAUCAGACUCAUGUCGAAAAUAUUUGUUCUGACAUGGGACUGCUGGGUACCCAACACCUCUGUCUGUGUAAAGUUGUGGAAAAUUGUACAGAUUUGUAUAUGAAGUUUUAUUUUUGUUUUUUUAUAUGUGACAAUGAAAUACUUUACCAGAGGUCAGUCAAAUCAAAUUCACGCCAACAGAAUAUAGAGCUUAUUUUUAGUGAACUGAAGACUACAUCAGUGAAUUAUUUCAGUACUUAGUGAUUAAUGAAAUCCGUGAUUUUAAAUAUCCUUCUCUGUCCAUUUAAAUUUGCAAGACAGAAAUGGAUGUAUGAGCAUGUUUAUUAGCCGAUCCAUACAGGUUUUAGUAACAACUUGAAUGACACUCAGUAGAGUGGAUAUCUGAGAUAUUAAUCAGAAUCUGCACAAAAGUUAGUGUGGUCUCUUCUGGUUUGAGAUCCAUCCUACAUCCAUGUUUGGUGUAAAUCCAUUUAGUAGUUUUUCUGAAAUCCUGUUGAAAAACCAACCCACCGACGAAAGGACACAGGAAAUCAUGACCUCUUUGGUGGAGAUAAUUUUUUUGUUUUUCUUAAAAUCAAAUAGCUGUUCGUUACUGUUUUGCUGUCUCUGUAUUCUUAAAAUGCUUUCUACAAGUACAUGCCAAGGGUUUUUGCUAAAGCCUUGUCCUCAUCAUUAAAUGGUAAUUCUGGUUUAUUAUAGAUUGGGAUUUGUUUUCCAGCAUCACAUCUACAAGUGACAUAUUGUACUCAUCAUUUAUUUUCUGAGAUCUGAGAACACAGCCACACCUCUCAAAAGAAGUAUGAUGGUUCAACAGACCUGGCAGGUUAGAAACAAGCCUCCAUGUUAGUGGGCUUUAUUUGUCAGAGAAAAUGAAGGUGAACAGCACAAUUAUUACCCAAAUCAUAAUUUAAAGACUCACUUCCUGCUUCAACUUUGACUGACUGUACUAACUAUAGUGUACUGGGCAGUGGGGGAUUAGGAUCACCAUUUCACUCAAUACUUAUCUUAAUAAUAAUCAUAAUAAUAAUCUUACUUUCAGCCUGACCUUUAAAUAAAGUGGUUCAAGUAAUCUGGAUGGACUGCCUUUAUGAUUCUUGAUCUAUUGAUUGUCAGAUUCCAACUAUUAAUUCAAUAUGUGUAAUGCCAUGACUGAUGAAAAUGAUGGACAAAAGAAAAUUAGAACCAAAUUGUAAUAAACUGGAAUAAAAAUUUAAACAACUGCAUAUUUUCAAUAGUCCACCUCACUCCCUAACAUUAUUAUGUUGAUGUCUUAAAUCUCUGCCCUGUUUACACCUGAGCUCAGAGAACAUUAACAGUGUCAUUGUCGGACUGAGGGCUUCAACUCCUGAAGCGGUCAUACACUUACCUCAAAGGCUCUGGGCAAACAGUUAUCACUUUUUAACAACCUGAUGGAGCUAAAAUGCAGCCAUAGUCAGUGCUUUGGCUUGUACAUGCCAAUUCAACAGGCUUAGGUUCUUGGAGUGAAGUUUCUAUGCCUGAUAUUUUAUCAUCAUACAUCAUGAUUCCUAUAUAUACUGUUUUUCCAACUGUUGCCCAUGUUUUCAUGUGUUCUUCUCUGCCUGUUGUGUUGGACUUGGUUAGGGUUAGAGACUGUUUAAUAUCUUUUUUGUUAUUCUUUCAUUUUAUAAUAGUAUUUGUAAUGUGUAGUGCUUUUAGUUUUAUAAUUUCAGUCCUAUCACUUGUGUGUCAUGCUCCUGAUGGUCGGUUGAUUUGGCUGAUUUCUCUCUCAACCCCAUGAAAGUGUAAAGUUUUUGAAGUUUUGUAGUCCAUAAUACAUUUCUGGAGUGUCACAGCAAAUUAGAGUUGGAACAUUUUCUUAAUUCAGUCAAGUCCAUGCCAGUUUUAGACUCACCCUCUGUCAGUUGCUCUAUAUUUUAAACCAGCCAUAACUGCUCGUCUAUAAUUCAAGCUGACCAGAGCUAACAUCUGCAUCAACUUAUACUCACUCAUAGAUACAGGCCACCUUAAUAAGCCUGAUUUUGUUUAAUCAAUAUUCAUGCAUUUUUUACUGAGAAAUGUACAAAAAUGUCUGAAAAACAUGCUAGCUCAUGAAGUUAAAUAAAGUGAGAAAAAAAUCGUAGAUGCAUCCUUUAAUCCAGAUUCCCAUCGAAUUGUAUUUAUUCCAGGCCAAAACCCAUCUGCCAUCCGACUUUCAGGGAAAGAAAGCAGGUUUUGUUUAAUCCUGCUGACAAACAAACGAACACGGCCCCUUGUUGGAUGUAAAAAUAACAUACAGCUCAAGUUUCCACAACCACCGCUAUCCCAGACUGAUUUGAAUGGACUUUAUUUACAUAGCCGACGAGGUGUGUGUUGACACUUUUAGCUUUGCAGCUAAGAUUUCGGCUUGAAGGCUGUAAAUAAUGACUUGUCAAUUUAGUCUUGGAUCUCAGGGCUUCUGGAGAUUCUUUUCUUGGACUACAGCUGAUCCCUUUAUGUUUUUAUUUAUUUUUUUUAGGUUGUUUUCUUUAACAUUACAAGCCCUCAUCUACUUGAGUUGUUUUGGAGAAUGCUGCCAAGCUGUUUUGCUGUGAAGCUCCAUGAAAUGUUUGUGGACAAUGAAACCUCCCCUGACUUUCUGUUAGGUGAUUUUCAUUUUUUGGGUGAACUGUACCUUGCUGCUUGCUUUGAAAGAACUGCUUGUUUAAUGUGUUGUUCUAAUACUAAGUGGAAAUGUUUCCGGCUGUUCUAAAUGUCCACACUGGAAGGUGAGGUAAACACCUGCCAUGAUAUUCUCCUCUAUCCCACUGCCUUUCUUAUCAGAAUUUAAUCCAUUUGCCAUUUGUACAAAUUACCUAAUCACUCAGAGCGCUCACUCACUGCACAUGUCAGGUGGUAGAAAAUUGUCAACUGUAAACAGAUAAUAUUUUCAAAAGUCUAAAAAUGUUGUAGCGCACCUUACCACAUCCCACCAGUCUGCCGUCCGAAAAGUAGUUUCAGAUAAUCUCAUAGACACUUUGAAGCACACAGAGUACUUUUGUCUUCAACACAUCUGACGUGCCAGAUUUGUGACUGGCUUUCAACUAGCAAUCAAGUAUGUUAAUACUUACUAUGCAAUGAACCUUAAUCUGCAGGGAGGGAGUAGCCCUCAGCUCAGCCAACACUGCUGCUCAGUACAGAGUAUGUUUGUGUGUGCAAAUGUACGCUCUCUUCUUCCAUUCACCAAAGUCAGUCAAGGUUAGGAAAUAUCAGGACAGUACAAAAGACAAUUUUCUGCAUAUGUUUUAAAUGAAAUUUGAAAUUAUGAGAAACUCACUAUGGGAAACAGAUCCAAAAGACUAUCAGAAUUCAAUAGGUAAAACUGUUUGCCAAAUACAACCAGGGAUAUGUUAGAAAGUAUUUUUCUUUUGUGAUUAUGAUAAGCUGACCCUUUAAUGGUGAAGUGAGAGGGGUCUAAUUUCUUCUCCUACCAAUGUUCCUUGUGACUGUACAGUAUGUAUUUUAUGGUCAAAUAGCUGAUUAUUUUACAGUGUGUAUAUUUGAACAUUUUAAAGGUUAGUAUUUCAGCGUGGGACUUUGUUAUACGUGGAGAACAAAAACAAUGUAAAUAAAUGGUAAUAAAGGUACUGCUUUCAUGUUU
Molecule: messenger RNA, 4952 nt
Organism: Acanthopagrus latus (yellowfin seabream)
Lineage: Eukaryota; Metazoa; Chordata; Actinopteri; Spariformes; Sparidae
Gene: suv39h1b
Product: suppressor of variegation 3-9 homolog 1b
Exons: 6
Coding region: 151-1386 (411 amino acids)
Cellular component (GO): nucleus
Molecular function (GO): protein binding; zinc ion binding; histone H3K9 methyltransferase activity
Source: RefSeq, a predicted model, not a curated record